CAUUUAUUAUAUUUACGCCUUGUUCUUUUUCUGGGGGUGGGGUUGAUGAAGGCUCAGCUUGGCUUGGGUGAGCUUCAAACUAGCCAACAUACAAAGGACUCUUGGAUGGAAAACAGGAAGCUAUCAGAUGCCACUUCGUACUGCUGUAUACCCUUAUAGAGUUGAAACUGAAGUAGUCAUUGGCAGGAAGGACAUUAUAACGGAUGAUUCUAUGAGCUAAACCCAGGUCCUGUCGAAGGCGACGAAGUUUCAAGUUUUCUAGACUCAGGAUAUCAAGUCUGGUGGAAUAAGGAUGGAUUAUACCUUGGAAGACACACAACGCAAGGAGAAACUUCUGAAGACAGUUUAUACCCUGCAAGUCAAAUCAGACUCUACUUUUCAGAAGGCUAGUCCUCUCCUGACCAACCACCCAGGCAUGGGCAUGGUGACUGACCACCAAGUUCACCAACUGGUGGAGAAAACCAGGGUCAUCUGCCAUGACCUCGACAAUAUCAAAAACCACCUCUACUAUCGGCAAGAUGACCUCGUCCGGAGGAUCUCAAAUCCCAACAGGAACCACUACGGAGCAGUGGGUGGAAUUCACUGCUCCCCAGAUGGGGUGGUCUACAUCACUACGGAGAACGCGCCCAGAGUGGACGUUCUUAAUCGCUCUGGCCAGGUGUUUCGGUCCAUCCCCUGUGUGGAAUGGAAGAAGGAGGUUUUUUUACCGGAGGACGUGGCCAUCACCAGAGCUGGGAUGGUGGCUGUUACGGACAUGUUGAACGGAACUGUCCAUGUCUUCAAAGACCACUCCAUGUUCUCCAAGGGUCAAUGGCUCAGAAUUGGGAAGUUCCGCUCCCCCAGAGGGAUUGCCGUCGAAGCAUCAGGAAGGAUACUGGUGGCUGAUUACACCGAAGGAAAAGUCCACGUCUUUGCCCUGGACCGCGCUUUCAAGAUGCAGAAUGCUCACUCCAUCUCCAACUUAAGCGGGCCACGCUACGUCUGCAACAUCCCCGACGGGGGGUUUGCAGUGAGCGAAGAAUGUGGGGACGUCAAAGUCUUCGACAGCAGCCACAAGCUGGUCUCUUCCGUCAGCAGCAAAUACGGCCACCAGUUUGGCAACCCUGCCGGCAUUUGUGCCGAUAAGGAAGGCAAUAUUAUAGUUGCGGACGAACAGCGUCAGAAAGUGCAGCUGUUUCCUAAGAACGGAUCUCCAAUCUGUCUCGUUUCUAAAGGUCUUCUGAGACCGACCAGCAUCGCCUGUGCCACUGAUGGCUCGCUUUUUGUCACCGACAGCGGGGACAACGAUGUCAAAGUCUUCAAAUAUCGCGUGAGGCCCCAUUACAAUCCUGACGUUGUACCUGGUGACAGUCCAAAUUAUUCACCUCGAGGGAAGGCAGGGUAGGAUCUUCUACUGUCCCCCACAGGUAGUCCUUGACUUAUGACUGCAACCGAGCCCGAAAUAUCCGUUGUUAAGCAAGGGAGCUGUUAAGUGAGCUUUAUACCCUAUUUUGUGACCGUUCUUGCCACCGUUUUUAAGUGAAUCACUGCAGCCGUUCUGUUAGUAACACGGUUGUUAAAAUGAAUCUGGCUCCCCCAACUGACUUUGCUUGUCCGAAGGUCACAAAAGGGGAUCGCGCGACCCCGGGAUGCUGCAACCGUGAUAAAUAUGAAGCACCUGAAUUUUGACCAUGUGACCGUGGGGAUGCAGCAAAAAUCGUAAGUGUGAAAAAUGGCCAUGAGCAGGGGUGAAAUCCAGCUGGUUCUAACAGGUUCUAGAGAACCGGUAGCAGAAAUUUUGAGUAGUUCAGAGAACCAGCAAAUACUACCUCUGGCUGGCCCCAGAGUGGGGUGGGAAUAGGGAUUUUGCAACAUCCUUUCCCCAGCAGUGGGGAGGGAAUGGAGAUUUUGCAAUAUCCUUCCCCUGCCACACCCACCAAGCCAUACCCACAGAACCAGUAGGGGAAAAUUUUGGAUUUCACCCCUGGCACCCCAAAGUCUCUUUCUGUCAGUGCCGUCGUAACUUUGAACAAACAAAUAGCUGCAAGUCGAGAACUACCUGUAUUACUUUUACAAAUGCAUCCAUUUCUUUGCCACAUUAUCUCAUCAAAUCUGCACUCAUUUGUUCAAUCAACAGUACGUCAACCUACUCUGGGGAGGAACUAUAAUUUGCGGUGAUUCAUGGAGAAGACCCACCCCAAAGAAAGAAAACAACCUCAACAAAUGACGCCCAAAAGGAGAGAACCUGAAAUUGGUGCUAAAUGGACAGUUUGUCCAAUAAUUAACUGUUUCUUCCUUAAUGGACCUUCUUUUUGUAGGGAGCAAAAUGUCAGAAGGGACCAUGGGAGAAGGAGGUUGGAUCACAAGCGGGCUUUCUUUUCUUUUUUCUUUUUUUAACAUGGCACCGAUGAGAGUAUUUUGAUCUGGAAAGUGAGAGAGCAUGCCCAAUUUUUAGCUUUUAGGAUGGUUUUGGUCAGCAGGAUCUUACUGGGAAUGGAAGAAGAUGGUGAUUGGUGAUAUGGCUCUAAGGUGGUGAUUAGGAAGCAUGGAAUGGAAGAGAAAGGAGACUGAUUUUAAAGGUAGAGACAAGAAAAGGUUAACCAGCCGGUUUGUACUGGUUCUGUUCUGUCCCCCCCAUCUCAGUCCAGGAGGCAUGAGCAAUGACUUAAUUAGCCGGCAAUUCAGUCCACGGCAGCUAUCAGCUCUGGCAGCAAACUAGCGAGCAUCUGCCAAGUUUCUCUGUUAUCUUUUCUUGAUGCCGGCGAGUCAAUCAGGAAACCAGGAACAAGCAGUACUUCAGCUCAAGUUCUCUCUAAGCAGUUGAUUUGUUCACCACGGAGUAGUAUAGCAGCCCCUGCUGCUUUUAUACCCUGUGGGGUGUGGCUCCAUGACUCAGCACUUCCUAGGCCUGCCCCACCCCUGCUUCUGUUGUUCCCGCCUCUCCUGUCUACGAAACCUAGGGUCCAACCAGGACUGAUUGUCCUCAGCUGGGUCUGGGAGCAUUGCCUGGGCGGGGGGAGAUAUAGGAGAAAGAGGCCUCGUUAUUUCUUCCAGCUGGCCUGCCUCUGGCUCCUGGGGCCCUACAGAAGGGAGCCCUGACAGCCCUUCCCCCUCACUCUCUGAGUCACUCUCUGGCAGAGGGCCAGGCCCGGGGUGGGUGGUUGGAGCCACAACAGGUUCCAGUGAACCGGUAGCAGAGAUUGUGGGUGGGGUGGGGUGAGCCGCCUGCCCUGGCUCCAUGCCAUCCUAUUUAGUCAUGGUUUUGAGGCCCUGUGCAUGCGCAGAAGGCAUACGCAUGAGCAAAGCACAUGCGCAGACGGCCUGGCACAUGUGCGAAAGGUGCAUAAGUGCGUAAAGCAAGUGUGCCAGCGCACGGUGAACCGAUAGCAACAAAAUGUGAAACCCACCACUGGUUAAAGAGUGAAUCUAAUUGAGGACUGUGGUCUACCUGGGUAUCUGCAGAGAACGGGAGAAAGCAAGCAAGGUUUAUGGCAGGGGUGUCCAACCUUGGCUACCUUAACACCUGUGGACUUCAACUCCCAGAAUUCCCCAGCCAGCAUGUUGGCACUUGGUCUCCGGGAGGAUUCUGAAUGGUAGUAUAUAGAGGAUUUUUAGAAAGAGAGAGUGAUCGGCAAAGGGAGGUAUGAUGGGAAGAACUGGCAGAUUACAGAACAGGCAGUUGAAAAUUUAAGGCAUCCCUUCUUCUGACCAGAGGAGAAUCCCAAUUUCCAGGUAUUAUUUGAAACCUGGCUGGGCAAGGAUGAUGAGUUCCCUUCUUUGAAAUGGGCCUUUCAGCUAUCUCCACUCCAGAUCAGGAUAGCAAUCCUAGGGCAAUGUUUCUCAACCUUGACAGUUUUCAGAUGAGUGGACUUCCACUUCCAUAAUUCCUCAGCCAGCCAUGAAUCUGGUUUGCAUCAUACCUGUAUUUUGUUAUUUAAAACAAAUAUUGUAGAGUUGUGUUUAUAAGCCACUUGUUUGACGAAGCAUAAAUAAAUAUAGUAAGCCUGAAAGUGGCUGUAUUAUUUGUAAGUUUGUAAGGUUUCUCUUCUGUGUUUUUAUCUGUUGAUCUGUUGUUUUAACUGUUUUUUCAUUUUAUUUAUGCCAGUUUAUUUUUUGCUGUUUUCAGCUUGUAAACUGCCUAGAGUCUCACAAAUGAGAUGGCAGCUGUAUAAAUUUAAACUUAAGCAAACAAACAAACAACAGUUGAUAUAAUAUGAAUCUAGCCAAUAUAAAGAAAAUGGUUUUUUUCCUUUCGUCCCAAAGAUUUAAUGCUUAUCCCCAGCAAUGUUUUGAUAAAAAAUACACUGUUAACAUUUUGUUUUCUCCCAAAAGUAUAGUGAGCGUAUUUUCUUGCAAGAAAAUUAAGGGCAAACCUGAAGAAGGAGCAAAUCUGAAAGAUGUACAUAAAUAUGAAAGCAAUGUUUAUUUAUAACUUUGCUUUACAAUGAAAAAUUCAAGAGCAAAACCUUUAUAAAAAUGUGUAUAUAAAUAAAAAAAAAAUAUCCCAAAAGCUUUAAAAGCUAUGAAGUUGUAAGGAGCAAAGAUUAAAAAGGAUUUCUACAGCCAGACUGUAACAUUUGUCCAGUAAAAUGAUCAAAAUAAAGGACAUAAGUGAGUUUUUGAAAAAUAAAUAAAUAAAUAAAUCUAAAGGACAACUUUCUGGAAUGAAAGACUGCCUUUUAUAAUAAAAGACACACUGUCACAGUACCAAAGACAGAUAUUAAAGAGGGAAAUUGUAAAAGGGAAGAUUCUGAGCCAUUCUGUAGAGUUAUCAGCUUCCAACAAAUUAUUGUGGAGGGAGACAAGGCUAAUCCUCAAAGACAUAACAGUUGAGAUGGCAUGAAGCUUAUCAGGAAAUUGGAAGAUGCAGACCUGGCUUUGAAAGGAAGCUGUGUUCUGCCCAGGGUGUGGACAGCAACGGUUAAUUUCGCUUUGCAAAGCAAAGGCUCUUAGGGCAGUAAGCAUUUGGCAAUCUGAAAAGCCACUACCAGAGCUUCUACUUUCUGCAUUUAAUCAGGUCAGUAUGAAACUAUAUAAGGUUCUACAUUAUAUAUAUGUGGUACCUCGCUCAAUAGCAGUAACUGCGAGAGGGAUCUUGGAGUCCUAGUGGACAACCAUUUAAAUAUGAGCCAGCCGUGUGCAGCAGCUGCCAAAAAGCCAACACAGUUCUAGGCUGCAUAAACAGAGGGAUAGAAUCAAGAUUAUGUGAAGUGUUAAUACCACUUUAUAAUGCCUUGGUAAGGCCACACUUGGAAUCCUGCAUUCAGUUUUGGUCGCCAUGAUGUAAAAAAAGAUGUGGAGACUCUAGAAAGAGUGCAGAGAAGAGCAACAAAGAUGAUUAGGGGACUGGAGGCUAAAACAUAUGAAGGAACGGUUGCAGGAACUGGGUAUGUCUAGUUUUUUGAAAAGAAGGACUAGGGGUGACAUGAUAGCAGUGUUCCAAUAUCUGAGGGGCUGCCAUAAAGAAGAGGGGGUCAAGCUAUUCUCCAAAGCACUGAGGGUAGGAAAAGAAGCAGUGGGUGGAAUCUAAUCAAGGAGAGAAGCAACUUAGAACUAAGGACAGUCCUGACAGUCCUGAACAAUUAAUCAGUGGAAUAACUUACCUCCAGAGGUUGUGAAUGCUCCAACACUGGAAGCUUUUAAAAAGAGAUUGGAUAGCUAUUUGUCUGAAGUGGUGUUCCUGCCUAAGCAGGGGGGUUGGACUAGAAGACCUCCAAGAUCCCUUCCAACUCUGUUAUUCUAAAUGCUAAAGAGUUCUUAAUUCUAAACAAAAGUCAAAUUCAUGCCUGAUGUAAGCAAACCGCAUUUCAUAUCUGUGUAGAUUGUUAGUGAAAUUUCGUGGCUGUAGUGUCUGUAUUGUGGCAUCAAAUUAUAUGCUGCACCUGGAUAAACUUGCAAGUUCUGUUCUAUAGUUGUGUGCAUGGCUGUAAUUAAUGUGCAUAUGAAUUUAAUAUUGUUGGGGGCAAUAUGCUGACUCUGUAAACCACUUAGAGAGGACUGUAAAGCCCGGUCAAGCAGUCUAUAAGUGUACUGCUAUUGCUAUAUUGCUUUAUUCUACAAAAGGUCAUUCAAGGCAAAACCAAGUUGCUUAAGAAUAAAGUGUACUGUAGUUUAUUGUGUACAAACUCAAUAAAGUGUACUGUAGUUUAAGUGUACAAACUCAUACUGUAGUUUGUUUCUUUAUUUUCACUAUGGUAAGAAAUGUAAAGUAAAAAUUUUAACAGUUCAGGUGGUUCUGUAUUCAUAGGAUGCAAGAAAACAUCUUCGAGAAUUUUCAGAAAGACUUUUUUUAAGCAAUUUGACUGAUGUAGUAUGACUUUUAUAUUAUUAUUUUAUUUCAGUCUUUCUGAAACUUGACAUUUGGACUUGAACUCCCAGAAUUCCCCAGCCAGCUGGUUGGGGAAUUUUGGGAGUGGUAGUCCACACA
This is a messenger RNA of Ahaetulla prasina, 6406 nucleotides long. RefSeq names its product NHL repeat containing 4 (gene NHLRC4). The record is from RefSeq and is a predicted model, not a curated record. NCBI's taxonomy places the organism in Eukaryota, Metazoa, Chordata, Lepidosauria, Squamata, Colubridae. Gene Ontology annotation, molecular function: ubiquitin protein ligase activity; translation repressor activity; protein binding. Bases 293 to 1384 code for a protein of 363 amino acids. The transcript is spliced from 3 exons. Gene Ontology annotation, biological process: negative regulation of translation; protein polyubiquitination; proteasome-mediated ubiquitin-dependent protein catabolic process.